AUGACAACAUCAAAAGACCCCAACGUUAUUGGGGCUCACUAUAAAGUCGAUGGUGAAGUUCACACCAGAGUUCCUCGAUUAAGACGCAAUCAUCGUGGUGUUCAUCGAGAAAUUGCUGAUCGUUUACAAGACCGAGCAAAUAGAACUAAUGUUCAUGCAGUUGAUCACGAUUUUAGUCAAUUGUCAAUCAAUGAGGGUGUUGGGAAUGUCAAUGGUGCAGCUUCAUUAUCCAAUUUUUAUCCUUCAUUGAUGACUAGUAAUGGUACAAGUAGCAACAACAGUAGUUUUCAUGCAAGGAAUGCAACUGCUCAUGAACUGUUUCACCAUUCAUUGUGUCAAGUGAACAGUUUUAAUGAGUAUGGAGUUACAGGGCGGGAUUUUUCGUCAAUGACUUAUCAACAACUGACAAUUAGAGAUUCAGUUAGUGAUAAUGGGAGGCAAACACCAAGAGGAACACCACCAGUAGCGCAAGUGCAAGCACAAGCACAAGCACAAGCAAAAACAUUAGCAUUAGCCCCGUUGCCAACUCAAGGAGGAUCUAUUGGUCAGUUUGGCGUUUCACCGGCAUAUUUGCAACAAAUGAUUCAACAAAUAUGCUCAGCUUUAGAUAUGUCGUUUUCAGAUGCAAAUAUGAGCAAAAUUAUUGACAAGAUAAGCAAUUUGAAGACCAGUCAAUCAGUUUCGUUCCAAACUCAAACUUGGCAGAAUGAGCGCAACAAUUUACAAAAAAAAAUUGCAUCUUUACAAGAAUCAAUUUCGGACAAGAAUAACGUGAUUAAAGCUCUCAAUUUAGAUGUACAGGACUUAAAACAAGUUGAACUGCAACAAGUUGGCAAAAUUGAACUAUUGGAAGCACAAUUGAAGGAAUCUUCAUUGAAUGCAGCCAAGACGAUUCUGGAAUUAUUGGAAUGCAAAUCAGCGUUUGAAUCAUUUGAACUGGAACUGAAUGGUAAAUUUGAAAAACAAGAGGAUAAAAUUGUGCAAUUGGAAACUAGUGUUGAUACAUUGCAAAAGGAGAAUCACGAAUUGAGUGAAAAUUUGGACAAUUGUAAAUUGCAAGUGUUGAACUUGACCAAUGAGAAUCAAACAUUAUCGACCAAUUUACAAUCACUUGAUCAAUCACAUAGUGAUGAAAAGAGUCAAUUGGAGAAGAAAUUGCGUCACUUGAAGAAACAAGUUGUUGAAAAAGAUUCCAAAUUGGAAUCACUCGUGAAUCAAAUUGCCACUACAAAGACUAAAUGUAAUCGUAAAAUCACCACAUUGGAAAAUGAACAUGGUACACUUGUCGAUUCAUUGAGUGUUGAGAUUCAAAUCUUGCGCAGAAUCAUAAACAAGUAUUUUGAAGCUGGAAAGGGAGAAGAAGACGGAGGAAAUGGAAAUUAUCCAGCUGGUUUGAAAUCGCUUAAUGGGUUACCACCACCAACAAGAUCAAAAUCACUAUCCAUUCCCAAAAAUGACAACAACAACAAAAAUAGUGACAACGAUGCCCGCGACAACAAUAACAAUGUCUUGCCACCACCAUCCACCAAAGACCUCGACCCAAUCAACUCAGCAUCCACAGCCCCACACGCUCCCACUGCAUUGCCAUCCCCAUCAUCCACCACCACGCUCUACUUGCACCAACUCUACGAAACCAGAUACUUGCAAGCCCUCAAACACCAAAAAGACCUAUCGGACUCAAACACAAUCUACAAUUCAACCGUGGCCAAUUUACUCAGUAUCCAUCUCCACUACUUGACCAAAUUCCUAACAUUCGGUGGCAGUAGAGGCGCUAGCGGCUCUAUUGGCUCUAUUGGCUCUAUUGGCCCUAUUGGCUCUGGCUCUGGCUCUGGCUCUGGCUCUGGCCCUGGCGGUUCCGAACCACGUUUGGCAUAUUUCAAAUUGUUGAUUAAGGAGUACCAAACCCGCAAAUUGCUAAAUGGUGGUGAUUUGAGCUUGAUGCGUAAAAUUGUUGAAGUCAAUGGCGGGUUGAUGGCGGAGGCUUAUAAGCGGGUAAGUGAGUUGGAUAAAUAUGUAUUGUAA
Messenger RNA from Lodderomyces parapsilosis, 2022 nucleotides. RefSeq lists its product as uncharacterized. The transcript has a single exon. NCBI's taxonomy places the organism in Eukaryota, Fungi, Ascomycota, Pichiomycetes, Serinales, Debaryomycetaceae. The coding region runs from base 1 to 2022 and encodes 673 amino acids. The record is from RefSeq and is a predicted model, not a curated record.